Molecule: messenger RNA, 1724 nt
Organism: Alternaria rosae
Lineage: Eukaryota; Fungi; Ascomycota; Dothideomycetes; Pleosporales; Pleosporaceae
Exons: 3
Coding region: 319-1665 (448 amino acids)
Source: RefSeq, a predicted model, not a curated record
AGCACAGCGACAAAAGAGAAAGUGGGGCGUUCGUUGCGCUGGGGCGCGGCUGCCCAGCGGGUGCGCUAGUCCAAGUUGGCACUAGAGCGUUAGCGCAUCCGAACGUCCCGUCGAGCCCUCAGGACGACCCUUGGUCGCUGUUCAGGUUACCUUUUUCGUUUUUAAGCCAGCAGGGGAAAAUGUAAAGCGUAUGGGCCAUGAGAGCUGAACGGUAUACUCGCGGAAGGCUCUUGGCGGAUUGAGCGAUCCAUAAGACCACCCAACCCAAGUUGCAGACAGGUACUCGUCAGAGAGCAGCACCGCUACUAACGAGCGUCGAUGUCUUCUGGCGCCGAACCUCUGGCCCGGAUUGUGUCACUGAGCCUUCCUGAGGAUACCAAAUGUGGACAUCCGGCUCAAGUCGGUGGCUGCUUUUGUGCGGUUCGCACAGGUGGCGAUACGCUGGCAGGAACGUUCACGAUCAAACUAAACUCAAACCGACGUCAACUGGUUGAACUCUAUUUCGAAGGUGUGUGUCGAACAUGGCUUCCAGACAGGGACAUCGGGCAUUUUCAUGCCUACGAGCAUCGCUUCCUGCUGCAAGUACAGUGUCUUGAGGCGAGGCCGGCGAGGCAUCAAUCUACAGGAUAUGCUGUUACCUGGCCCGCGCUUCAAACCAUACCAUUCGUAUUCCAAAUUCCUUCGACGAUACCAGCGGAGACGGUCGGGAGCAACUCGCGUCAAGACCAAGCCGAUCACGGCCUCUAUCCGUCAGCAAAAAUUGGACGUACAUACUUUGACUCUGCCAAUGACAAGAUCUUCGCACAGCCCUUCAUAACGUACACACUAUCAGCAAGCAUCAGAAGGAACGUCACAACCAGGCCGUUUCGACACUGCAUCUCAAGACCAAUCAAGGUGAUGCCGACCACGGCUGCACCUCCUCCCGUUGAUACAACGUCUUUCGAGGGCGAGUACGUGCGAGUAGCAAGAGCCAAUCUCCGCAAUAGUUUCUACAGCCGCUCCUUCGGAUCUCUCGCAUUCUCAGCGGACGAGCCUCAGGUCAUACGGCUCCCGGAACAAUUUUCACAAUCACAAACGACCGUCUUCCUGAGGAUCUCCUUCCAACACAUCAGAACUGAAGUAAAGCUCAAGACAAUACCGUAUGAUUGGAAAUUUGAGGUUAGCUCACGUCUCCAGCGCCGAGUGUUCUGCGCGACCCAUCCUUUGGCUCGCAUGCCUACCAUCGCAGAUGCCAGUGGAAGCUCGAAGAUUGGUCUUCGUACAGAAAUACUGUUAGCAAAGCAGCAAAGAUACGAGCACCUUGCCUGGCGCAACAACCAUACCACCCCGCACGGUACAAUUCUACUGUCCGACAACAAGGCAGCCUCUUGGAUUACUACGAUACCGAUCAAAGUUUCUGCUGAUAGUAGUCUGUUCCCUUCGUUCUUUUGCGCGACCUGUUCGCUGAGAUAUUCCAUUUUACUUGACAUACGUGUAGUGGGGGUAUGGUCGAGCCACUCAUCUUUGGCAGUCCCGGUACAAAUUAUCAGUCCUGCUCGAAAGAUGAUACAAAUGGAGCGAGACAAUGAAAGGAUCUCUGGAACGCAACUAGCGGAAUCUCCAGGUGGAGAUCUGGGCGCUGCUCAGGAAUCGCGACCUCCUGAGUAUCGGCCAACUCCUUUCUAGACAUCAAUUAUCAUGUGUUUUAAAGUUACCGUGCAAUAGACAAUACCAUCAAAUGCGCC